This is a messenger RNA of Lodderomyces margitis, 651 nucleotides long. It is a transcript of the gene CYP5, whose product is annotated as peptidylprolyl isomerase family protein. The record is from RefSeq and is a predicted model, not a curated record. Gene Ontology annotation, molecular function: peptidyl-prolyl cis-trans isomerase activity. The transcript has a single exon. Gene Ontology annotation, biological process: protein folding; protein peptidyl-prolyl isomerization. Gene Ontology annotation, cellular component: fungal-type vacuole; endoplasmic reticulum. The coding region runs from base 1 to 651 and encodes 216 amino acids. Lineage: Eukaryota; Fungi; Ascomycota; Pichiomycetes; Serinales; Debaryomycetaceae.
AUGAUGAAAUUCUUAACAGCACUUGCUUUAUUUGCAUCCGUUUUAUUUUACUUUUUCGGUCAAGCCACUGCCGCUAAAGAUUUACCAGAAAAUCCACCCAUCACCAACAAAGUCUUUUUCGACGUUGAAGAAGAUGGCAAAUCAAUUGGACGUAUCACCAUUGGGUUAUUUGGAACUGUUGUACCUAAAACAGUAGAAAACUUCAAAACUAUUGCCAUUUCAACCGACCCUAAACAACAAUAUACUGGAUCUAUUUUCCAUCGUGUGAUCAAGAACUUUAUGAUCCAAGGUGGUGAUUACGAGACUGGCCAAGGAUACGGUGGUAAGUCAAUCUAUGGUAAUAAAUUUGAGGAUGAAAACUUUGAAUUGAAGCAUGAUCGUAAGUAUAGGUUGAGUAUGGCCAAUGCUGGUAAGAACACCAAUGGAUCACAAUUUUUCAUUACUACUGCAGUGACAAGUUGGUUGAAUGGUAAACAUGUCGUUUUUGGUGAGGUUAUUGACGGAAAGGAUGUUGUUGAUUACAUUGAGAAUGUCAAGACUGCCCGUGGUGAUCGUCCUGCCAAGGAAAUCAAGAUUGUUAAAGCGGGAGAAAUUGAAGGAGAUGAUGAUGCAGAGACUCAAAAGGAAGGUGUACAAAAAGAUGAACUUUAG